AUGUUUAUUUCACUGAUUUCAGAAAAGUCCAUCAGCUGUCUGUCACCAUCAGGAUCUGUCUUUACAGUCAUCAGUACAGAUCCACUGGUACCAGGAGGAAUCUGUCAGUCAGUGGAUGGUGGACUACUGGUCACCUUGAUAGACUUGGAAUCAGAUCUUUACAAAAUAGUGUCACACAGCAGACGUCUGGUGAGACACAUCACAUUGACAGGUGAUGUCAUCCAUGAGUAUGAAUACCAGGAGGACGGUCAGACCAGACUGUUUACAAUGCCAUACAAAGUCACACAGAACAGUAACAUCUGUGUUGUGAACCGUUCAAGUGAUACGACAGGUGAACUAGUGAUUCUGUCUCCCUCUGGUCAUAUAAAGUCUGUCUACAGUGGACAGAACCUGAAAGAGAGCUUAAAUCCAUCUGAUAUAGUGUGUGACUCCCUCUAUAACAUCCUUGUUUCUGACUGUAACAACAAACAGAUUCAUCUACUGAAUCCUGACGGGGAGUUCCUAAAGUUCUUACUCCAGGAGAAUGAAGUAAACAGUCCAUACUCACUGACCCUAUACAAGUCUACACUGUGGGUGGGAUACGCGGGAGGAUUUGUUAAAGUGUUUCAGUACACAAUGUAA
Messenger RNA from Saccostrea cuccullata (small rock oyster), 621 nucleotides. RefSeq lists its product as uncharacterized. The transcript has a single exon. The record is from RefSeq and is a predicted model, not a curated record. The coding region runs from base 1 to 621 and encodes 206 amino acids. Lineage: Eukaryota; Metazoa; Mollusca; Bivalvia; Ostreida; Ostreidae.